Messenger RNA from Hyalella azteca, 2696 nucleotides. RefSeq names its product carboxypeptidase B. The coding region runs from base 333 to 1721 and encodes 462 amino acids. The transcript is spliced from 13 exons. The record is from RefSeq and is a predicted model, not a curated record. Gene Ontology annotation, biological process: proteolysis. Gene Ontology annotation, molecular function: metallocarboxypeptidase activity; zinc ion binding. Lineage: Eukaryota; Metazoa; Arthropoda; Malacostraca; Amphipoda; Hyalellidae.
UCGUUGACGGAGCUGCUCUUCAUAAGGCUAUCGAUACCGGUUCUAAGAGUCGACCAACUUUCCCAUGCUCAAUAAAAUGGGUUUCACUUCUUCACUUCUUCCACUUGCCCAAUUGAUGCGACCAGGUUUGAACGUCUUAAAACGUUCUUUGAUGUUUUUUGUUUGGACGCUCGUGCUUAUGGGCCCAGUGAGAAAUCUUCUAUCUUGUAAAUGCGAGAUUCAGUCAGUUUAAUAGUAUUAUACCUGGUUAAGGGGUUUGAUUUUUCCAUUUCAAAUUCUGCGUCAUCAAAUCUAUCAUAAAUUCGAAAAUUGUUCUUGAUAAAUAAGACAAAAUGAUACCAGUUGGCUUCAUUUUACAUCUGCUCUUACUGGCCUCUUCGUUCAUUGCUGUAAUAAAAGGAGCUUCAGUAGGGAAGGAAAAUGAGCUUGAUCUUCAGAGCAUCUACGAGCGAUAUGGUCGUAACCCUGAAGACACGUGGCUCUCGGUGUUGGAUGAGAGCUACUCGCAGGGCAGAUAUGCCAGGUGGCAGCAAUUAUCCACUAAUUGUGGCUCGACUGGUGUUGAUGUAGAGCAGCUGCUAAGCGACUGGUUUGAUGAUGGAAUGGCGGUUUUGAUGUCCGAAGACGGAACUACUGAUCCCGUUGAGGUGGCCGUGGCUCCGCCCCUAGUCAAUGAAGCUCAGGAGAAACUGCGAGAAAGCAAUUGCACAGCCUCGGUCGUAGCAGAGGAUCUCGAAAAGUUAUUCUUCUCCACGCUCUCCCCGGUGCGCGUGGCCAACCCAAUCACCGAAACUUUCCUGGAGCUGCAGGAGAUCGAAAAGUUUAUACACGAUCUGGUAGCCAAGUAUCCAGGUCAGGCACAAAUCAAGCAAAUCGGAGAAACUGAAAACGGAACAGCGAUUCACAUGGUCAUCAUCAAACCCAAACCUUCACGGACCGUCCCCUUGAACGGAACAGUCACACCUCCCGUUGUUUUCGUCGAUUCUGGCACGCACGCCCGGGAGUGGCUGUCAGUGUCCACGAGCUUGUACGCUAUCCAGCAACUGCUGGAACAGCCCAGUAGCCCAGCACGGCAGGUCGAGUGGCGUAUUGUUCCAGUCGUUAACCCAGACGGAUACGCUUACUCCUGGAAUACGAAUCGUCUAUGGAGAAAAAACCGAAAGAGCGGAAGUGGCCGAUGCCAAGGAGUUGAUCUCAACCGCAACUUCGACAUAAAUUUCGCAGGUGUUGGCGCAAGCUCGCGGCCCUGCAGCUAUCAGUACUGCGGACCAUCUGCCUUCAGCGAGCCGGAGACGCGUGCCGUGCGGGACGCCAUCUUGGAAGUUGGCAGUAGGCUCAAGGGCUACAUGGCGCUGCACAGCUACUCCCAGGUCAUCCUGCUACCCUGGGCCUACAAGCCUGACGAGCACCCAAACCUUAGCAACAUGACGGCCAUGGGAGAAGGCAUGGUUAAAGAAAUCAGCAAGGCAAGAGGCACGGUCUUUGGGGUUUACGACACCUACAAGAACUUCUACCCAGGGUCUGGGAUCAGCAUGGACUGGGCAUCCUCGAUAGGCAUUCCUUACACCAUGACUCUGGAGCUUCAUGACAAGGGGGAGCACGGCUUCCUGUACCCUGCUAGUAAAAUCAAUGAUGCAGUUACUGAAGUCUGGAAAGGCAUCGAAUACUUCGGUCAAGAAAUCGCGAGACAAUCGCGCGAAGGAUAUUUCCUGCGCAAGUAAUUCAUGGACCAAGUUGUCAUACAAAGCCUAACACGACAUUUAUGUCGGUUCAUACAGGAAAAAGUAUGUGUACGAGAAUAUCAGUAAGCCUCAAAUGAUAAGGUUGCGCAUUAAGAAAGAGGUCAUAUAGUCAUCAAUCUGUAGUCAGAGUUAAUGUGAAAGAAAUUAAUUUGGACAAACAUUUUAAUGACGUGAUGUUGAUUGUGAAAAUUUAAUUCACUAAGAAGAUAAAUACAUUAGAACUAAGAUGAUUCAAGGAUUUUCUACCCAAAUGCAUUUAUCCGAAAGUCUUCAAAGUAUGAUAAUUUAUUAUUAAUGGAUAACCAAUUCAGCGGAUAUUAUUUUUGAAACACUAGAUUCUGUUACAAUGAGUGCUGGUGAUUGAAUCUAUCGGACAAUUUCAUAAUCAAUUCGUUGGGCGCCGAUGCUGCUGUGACAGCAAUGAAUUAAACAUCCUAUAGUUGUACAAUUGUUGGAUUUAUACAAAUUAAGACCCUAGAUGAAUGUGAUUAGUCUGAAUAAUAUGAUAUGCGGAGGCAGUAGUAACGAGGAAGAAAUGGACAAAAAUCUCAGAUUUUUAGCUCACUGGGGCUCAUUGAGCGUAUUUAGUGAACUUGACCAGCAUUGACAUCGGGUACCAAAUGAGCUUAAAUUCCUCACCUACUCUUUGUUAAUUAAGAAGAACCUCAAUAAUAUAUUAUUAAAGGAUUUGAUAUCCUUUAGGGUCAUGCCUGGAGACGUGAACACGAUAGACGUGGAAAAUGAAGGAUAAUGAUUCAAUUAUGUAAGGAAGCCCACAGGAGCCGUUAUGGUAUUUUUUUUCAUUCAAAUUUGUGGUUCAAAGUAUAAGUUGGAAUUGGAAGGCAUGGCUGAACCAAAAAUGUUUGAGAUAGAGUGAAACGAGCAGGUUGGAUCGAUGAGAAAAAAAUUGAUGGUCAGCUAAAACUUUCUUCCAAUUACAAGGCGAUUCUAUUC